Molecule: messenger RNA, 1126 nt
Organism: Notothenia coriiceps (black rockcod)
Lineage: Eukaryota; Metazoa; Chordata; Actinopteri; Perciformes; Nototheniidae
Product: E3 ubiquitin-protein ligase Mdm2-like
Exons: 5
Biological process (GO): negative regulation of apoptotic process; protein ubiquitination; cell cycle
Cellular component (GO): nucleus
Molecular function (GO): p53 binding; ubiquitin protein ligase activity; identical protein binding
Source: RefSeq, a predicted model, not a curated record
GUAUUAAACUCCAAUCACUGCCUCUCUCUCUCUCAGGACCCUCACACAGCACAGAGGGUGGUGAACCUGAGAAAGUGGAGGAGGAGGAGUCAGGGGAGGAAGAUGAUGAAGAAGGAGGGAGGAAGAGGAGGAGGUCUGACAGCUACUCCCUGACGUUUGAUGAGAGUCUGUCGUGGUGUGUGAUUGGAGGAUUGCCGAAGGACAGACACAGCAGCCAAUCGUCAGACUCACACAGCACCUCUGGCAGGUCAGAGCUCACGGUUGCCGCCUCAGACUCGGAGAGCGACAACUUCAGCGUGGAGUUCGAGGUCGAAUCCGUCGACUCGGAAGACUACAACGAAGACGAAGCUUCUCUGAUGUCCGCAGAAGAUCAGAUAUACGAGGUCACCAUAUUUGAAGCGGAGGAUAACGACUCGUUUGAUGAAGACACAGAGAUCACUGAAGCUGAUUACUGGCGCUGUGUGAAGUGUGACGAGUUGAACCCACCUCUGCCCGGAAAAUGUCUUCGCUGUUGGACGCUGCGCCAGGAUUGGCUGUCUGAAGCGUCACUCCCCCCAAAGCCCGCCUCCUCCAGUUCCAAAGACCUGCCCACAAAGCCCAUCGACCAAUCAGCAGCCAGAGAGACUCCAGGUUCAGAUGGCGAGGAGAACGAAGGAGUGGACGUCCCCGAUGGGAAAAGGUCAAAAGAGACGCCUCUUUCGUCUCAGUGCUUCUCCGACUCUUCAGCCCCAAACUCUGAGGAGCUCCUCUCUUCCUCCAUGCCGUCCUCGUCCUCGCAGCAGAGCACUCCUGACUCCCAGCCUUCUUCGUCCUCCAUCGACUCCCAGGAGCUCCUCCCAUCUUCCGCCAACACUCCUCGUCCUCCUGCCGGAGUCCCUAAUCUGGAGCGCAGUGUUUCUGCAGAAUGGCGUCUUCCCGAGUCCUGUCUGGAUCCGUGUCUCAUCUGUCAGUCGCGUCCGAAGAACGGCUGCAUCGUUCACGGAAACACGGGACACCUGAUGUCCUGCUACGUGUGCGCCAGGAAGCUGAAGAACAGGAACAAGCUGUGUCCCGUGUGCAGGCUGCCCAUCCAGUCCGUCGUCUUAACCUACCUCAGCUAGAACAUCCCAGAAUAACAUCCAGCAUC